Molecule: messenger RNA, 1720 nt
Organism: Mollisia scopiformis
Lineage: Eukaryota; Fungi; Ascomycota; Leotiomycetes; Helotiales; Mollisiaceae
Product: mannan endo-1,6-alpha-mannosidase
Exons: 5
Coding region: 110-1543 (477 amino acids)
Biological process (GO): carbohydrate catabolic process; fungal-type cell wall biogenesis
Molecular function (GO): mannan endo-1,6-alpha-mannosidase activity
Source: RefSeq, a predicted model, not a curated record
AAUCGAGAAUCACAUCCGCCGACUCCUCUUCCUCCUUUCGAUAUCAAUCAAUAUUCACACACUCGCUCAGCAUUGCUCAGAUUGAUAUCCAUCCACGGAUGAUCGCGACAUGAUGCGGUCCUUUGCGCCCCGCCUGUCGGUGCUGGCGCUGUUGAGCGUCUGUAGCCGGGUCGCGAUGGGGAUUGAUCUCGACCUCACCUCUCAAGAUUCGAUAAAGUCUGUCGCAAGUACAAUAGCUUAUGACAUGAUGACCUAUUACCGGGGAAAUUACUCGGGUCAAACGCCAGGUCUGUUGCCAGGUCCGCCUCCGAAUCCUACCAUCACGGAUGCGGGGUACUUUUGGUGGGAGGCUGGUGGAAUGUUUGGUGCUUUGAUCGAUUACUGGUAUUACACAGGCGAUUCAACAUAUAACGAUGUUGUACAGCAAGGCCUCCUCUACCAAGUAGGCUCCGGUGAUGAUUAUCUCCCCGCAAAUCAAACAAACGGCAUGGGCAACGAUGAUCAAGGUUUCUGGGGCUUGUCAGCAAUGACUGCAGCUGAACUAAACUUCACAAACCCACCAUCAGACCAGCCACAAUGGCUCUCGCUUGCUAUUGCCGUGCACAACACCCAACUAGCUCGCUUCGACACUGUCUGUGGAGGUGGUCUACGUUGGCAAGCGUAUCCAUUCCUCAACGGAUACAACUACAAGAACUCCAUUGCAAACGGAUGCUUCUUCAACAUCGCUGCUCGAUUAGCUCGAUAUACGGGCAACGACAGCUAUGCCGACACAGCUACAUCGACCUGGGAUUGGCUAACAGCUGUUGGUCUCAUCGAUAAUAGCUACAACGUCUUUGACGGCACAGACACAGGCACCAACUGCACCAUCAUCAACAAACAACAAUUCUCCUACAACGCAGGCAUCUUCCUCCUCGGCGCCGCAACAAUGUACAACUACACAAACGGAAGCACCCAAGCCCUCUGGCAAACCCGCGUCGAAGGCCUCCUCAACCAAACAAUCAACGUCUUCUUCCCCAACAACACCGGCUUCGAAGUAACCUGCGAAGCCACCCUCAUCCACUGCACCAUCGACAUGCUCUCUCUGAAAGCCUACCUCACCCGCUGGCUCGCCGCCUCCACCAAAGUCGCCCCCUUCAUUUACGACCGCGUCAUGGUCCUCCUGCAAACCUCCGCCCGCCAAGCCGCGCUGCAGUGUUCCGGCUCGCCAGCCGACCACCCCAACGGCCGCAUGUGCGGCCUCUCCUGGUACAAAGGCGCCGUCUGGGACGGCACCUCGGGCGUCGGCCAGCAGAUGGCCGCGCUGGAGGUCAUCCAGAGUAAUCUGAUCCAGCAGGCCGCCGCGCCGUUGACGGGCAGUUCGGGCGGCACGAGUCAGGGCGAUCCGAGUGCUGGGACGAGUACGGGGAGUAGUCAGGAUCCGACGGCGUUGUUGCCGCCGACGGGUGGGGAGAAGGUUGGGGCGGGGUUCUUGACGGCGGUGGUUACUAUUACAGUAGUAGGGGGGUUGGUUUGGUUGAGUUUGCCGGAUGGGAAGGCGAGAUGAUUGGGGUGCAGCGGGGGGGAGGAGAAGGGAAGAGGAAUUGUAUGUAGAGUUUGUUUGUUUAUUGAUGGAGUUCUUUGGUUUUGGGUUUAUUUGGUAGAUGAAAUGAAAUUUGUUGUGUUAACAGCUAUGAAGUCCUAGCUUUUGCUGGAACUCGAGUGCCUUCUGAAUUAAUUCCCU